Messenger RNA from Aspergillus alliaceus, 1674 nucleotides. Its product is annotated as MDR family MFS transporter. The transcript is spliced from 3 exons. The coding region runs from base 1 to 1674 and encodes 557 amino acids. NCBI's taxonomy places the organism in Eukaryota, Fungi, Ascomycota, Eurotiomycetes, Eurotiales, Aspergillaceae. Gene Ontology annotation, molecular function: transmembrane transporter activity. Gene Ontology annotation, biological process: transmembrane transport. The record is from RefSeq and is a predicted model, not a curated record.
AUGUCGACAACAACCACAACAGAGGUUCUUUCUCCCCAAGCAUCCACUGUCUUGUCUGAUCGGCAGCAACAGCAACAGCAGAACCCACCACCAGGGACGGCAACCUCGGGCCGGAUAUCUGAGUCUCUCAACGUCGAAUCUAAUGAAGAGGGAGAACUCAAUUACCCCACAGGAACCAAAUUUUGGUUCACCAUCAUUGCAUUGUGUAUGAUCCUGAUUCUCGGAGGGCUAGACGCCAAUAUCGUCGCGACAGCCGUGCCCAGCAUUACCAACCACUUCCACACGGUCGCCGACGUAGGAUGGUACUCGUCGGCAUUUCGACUCUGCACCUGUGCCUUCCAGUUCGGGUUCGCGAAGCUAUAUACGCUCUUCUCCAUAAAGGCGAUCUUUUUGGUGAGCAAUGUGAUUUUCCUUGUCGGGUCUUUGCUCUGUGCCACGGCGGUCUCAUCGGCUAUGUUCAUUGCUGGGAGAGCAGUAACGGGUCUCGGAUUCGCGGGUGAGAUGGCUGGCUGUUUUGCGGUCGCAGUGCAGAUCCUGCCCCUCAACCGGCGGCCAGUGUUUGCGGGUUUGAUGGCGUGUGUGGAAUCGCUUGCGAUCAUUGCGGCGCCGAUAGUAGGGGGUGCCCUAACGCAGUCUUUGGGUUGGAGAUGGUGUUUCUGGAUUAACCUUCCCAUUGGCGUGGUAUCGCUGGCGACCAUGCUUUUGCUCUUCUCAGACCCAAGAACCCGCCAGGAGGACGACCUGACGUUGACCCAAAAGAUCAUAGAGCUCGACCUCGUUAGCAACUGCUUGUUCAUCCCAUCUCUAACUGCGCUCUUCGUCGCGCUGUCUUGGGCGGGAACCAAGUACCCCUGGUCCGAUGGGAAAGUGAUUGGACUAUUCGUCGUAUUUGCUGUGCUCCUUGCUGUCUUCAUCCUCAAUCAACACCGACGUGGAGACUCAGCGGCGCUCCCGUUCCGCAUCCUCAAAAGCCGAAGUGUCAUUGCAGGCUUCAUUUUCACGACAUGCACGAAUUCGAUGACGAACGUCUUGGAGUGGUAUUUACCAACAUACUAUCAAGUUGUUCGAUCCCGGAGUCCAAGCGAGAGCGGCUACCUGAUGAUCCCCAUCCUCGUGGGAAUGAUGCUCGGGCUCUUUCUUCAGGGCAUUGGCACCACCACGUUUGGCUACUACGCUCCCUUUAUGAUCUUCGCCUCCAUCUGCAUGCCCAUCGCGGCGGGCUUGAUGACCACAUACAAUCUCCAUACAUCCCUUGUCCAGAUCAUCCUCUAUUCCGGAUUCGCUGGCUUCAGCGGAGGCAUCGGCUUCCAAGGCUCCCAAGCAGCGGUGCAGACCACGUUGAGUGCCGCAGAUGUCAAUCUGGGGAUCGGGGUCAUCUUGUUCGGGCAGAGUAUGGGUCCGGCGGUGUUUAUCGCGAUUGCACAAGUGAUCUUCACGAAUCGCUUGUCGUCAGCUUUGCAAGAUAUUGUUCCAGGGCUGACACCGGGAUACAUCGCAGAACACGGACUAGGCGAUCUUAAGAAUGGGGUUCCCAUACAGGAGUGGGAUCGGGUCUUGUGCGGUAUUGAGCGAAGCCUGACUCACACGUGGUACCUUGCCGUCGCGUUGGCUUGCACGACGAUUGUGGGAAGUCUUAUGAUCGAAUGGCGUUCGGUUAAGCAGAAGCAGUCGUGA